Molecule: messenger RNA, 4842 nt
Organism: Chelmon rostratus (copperband butterflyfish)
Lineage: Eukaryota; Metazoa; Chordata; Actinopteri; Chaetodontiformes; Chaetodontidae
Gene: nudt3b
Product: nudix (nucleoside diphosphate linked moiety X)-type motif 3b
Exons: 5
Coding region: 163-699 (178 amino acids)
Biological process (GO): diadenosine hexaphosphate catabolic process; diphosphoinositol polyphosphate metabolic process; adenosine 5'-(hexahydrogen pentaphosphate) catabolic process
Cellular component (GO): cytoplasm; nucleus
Molecular function (GO): bis(5'-adenosyl)-pentaphosphatase activity; endopolyphosphatase activity; bis(5'-adenosyl)-hexaphosphatase activity
Source: RefSeq, a predicted model, not a curated record
CCGUGCCGUAGAUGUGCCUAGGUUUGUGAAAAUGAAGCGAAGAAGAAGUUAUUUCUUUUAAGCAAAACGCCGAGGUUCCCCGGAGGAGGACUUUGCGUCUACAACCAUCAUCUUUAUAAGUGGUAAACUUAGCUGUACUUUUGAACUUUUGUGCCCUUUGAAAUGAUGAAGCUCAAGUCAAACCAAACCCGGACGUACGACGGGGAUGGGUACAAGAAGCGGGCCGCCUGUCUGUGUUUCAGGAGCGAGACUGAGGAGGAGGUACUGCUGGUGAGCAGUAGUCGACAUCCUGACAAGUGGAUAGUUCCUGGAGGGGGAAUGGAGCCUGAAGAGGAGCCCAAUGUUGCUGCAGCUCGAGAAGUGUGUGAAGAGGCUGGUGUGAAGGGGACUUUAGGUCGCUUAGUUGGAGUAUUUGAGAACCAAGAGAGGAAACACAGAACCUACGUCUAUGUUCUUAUUGUAACAGAGGUGCUGGAGGACUGGGAGGACUCUGUCAACAUUGGGAGAAAAAGGGAAUGGUUUAAAAUAGACGAUGCCAUACAAGUGUUGCAGUGUCACAAGCCUGUGCAGGCCACCUACUUCGAGGCUCUCCAGGAGAGUUGCUUGACCAGUAACGGAACACCUUUGGUGGCCACGAUAGGUGGGGACCUCUCCCCUACCUACAGCAUCAAUCAGAGCUCCGUCUCGGGUAUCAGAUAACUAAAACCAUAUCUCUGAUACCCCCAGGAGCUUUCGCCACCACUUGCGCUCUUACUUGUGUCAUGUCAUUUCUCUUCUCUUCUUUCUUUUUUGUCUCAAUAACAUGGUUUGCCUUGCCAACUCCUUUGUGCCAGAGCGGUGGCACAGACUUGAUGACAAGUGUUGGGUGAAUAGUCUGAAACACUUUGUAAAUGUAAAUGUAAUUUUUGACCCCUCUUUUUUUCUUUUUACUGACAAAACUGCAUGUAAUGUCCCCUCGCACCCCUUCAUUCUCUUUUCCUUAACGCGCCCUUAGCGUGGUGUUUAUUGAAUGCAAGAACUACUUUUUACUGUUGUAAUGUAAAAGUGUAUACUUAGUGCUUAAGCUGAAGGCUUUUGGUGGUCUUUUAAACGUUUCCUCCAUUUUUCUUUUAUUUUCCUGUGAAUGAAUGUGCCCAUUAGUGUACUCCCUCCCCUGUUGUAAGGAUAGGAAGUGUUGUCUGUAUCUGAAUGAUCAGAGUUGUGGGAAGUGACUUGUCUUGCAUGAGCACUGUUUUGUUGCGUCUCACUCGCUCGAGUGACCUGAUGCUGACUGUGCAACGGACUUGUGGUAAGGUCUUUGGAUUCUCUUCAUUUUGGUCCUUAUCGUGGUUAUUGAUGUCUCUUUAAUAAGAAGGAUGCGGCCCCUCACUAGUCUUUGAAUUUGAAGUGUCAAGUGUGUUUCUCUCUCAUUUGGGAAGCUGGCCAAGCACUACAAGUUUCACUCUCAAAUAGAGCAUACAAAACUGUAAAGAGAGUGAAAGAAUGUCAACACACAGUGUAAAAUGAACCACCUUUCUCCUCAGUGUCUUUACCUCCUUUUCAUCCCGUUUUUGGUUUCUUCUUGUGAUUGACUACAAAGUCUUCCUCCACAUACUGAGAGGGUAGAAGUAGUAUUUCAAAAUUAUGGACUUGUAAUUUCAAAAUUCAACACAUAUCACUUAAGUUAUUAAAACCCAUUUCCACAUUUUACUCCUCACAUUCAGUUUGGUUAAAAGCAAUUGUUUACAUUGUGUUCGUAACAUAGCACAGGUGACUUUAGCAGGCACUUUUCAUUAGGGUCAUGAUUUAUUUUGUUUUUUUGAACCCUUCCUUUAGUAUUUAAUCUGCAUCCCCAAAAACACUCAAAACAUCUGCUUGACAUUGAAAGUAAUGGAAUCUAUAAUGCUGUCUUUGGCAAGAUGCAGAACAAACAAGCCUUGUACAGUUUGAGACCUCGUUUUUAACAUGUAAAAUGCUUUUGGAUACUAGAUUUUUUUUUUUGUUUGUUUUUGUUUUUUUGUUUUUUUCUCUCUAACGUCUGGCAAAAGUCUCUUUAGCCGAGCUGCGUCACUUGGCCCCGAUGUGGCGUGAGGCAGCUGGCUCAAUACUGUGAAACUGGAGGCGCUGUAGAUAGCAUGUUAGAGGUUUUUAUUGUAAAUUGUUUAUGUCUGUAUAGAUCAAAGGUGAGAGUACAAAUGACAAAACACCUCUUACACAUCUGUGAGUUGUACAUGUCAUUUCAACUGAGGCUGGACGAACUGAUUGAACUCAUGGCGUUGGCUUCGGAGCUGUUGGAGUUUUCUCUUGAGAUACCAUACAGUACAUCUGAGGCUAAAGAACAAGGAACGUGGCUGUGGUUGUAGGGGAACGUGACGAUCCGGUUUAUAAUUGACUAUCCUCAAAGUCAUUAUAUUUUUUGACCAAAAGUCAUUUGUAACAGUGAGGGAUUGCUGUUUUUUCUCAUCUUUGGUCAAGCUAUAAAAUGAACUACAACUGUAGCCUGAGAGUUUCCAAACCACUGCUCGGUUUAGAAGUAAGACCUGAAGUCCUUUUCAAGCCAGCGGCUGCUUCACUGUCCCCACUCAGUGUAUUUUCCCAUAGAGGGUUUCUUUUACUGGUCUUUUGCAAAAACUUGAGCACGAUACUGUGGUUUUCUGUCCAUAUUUAAACCUAUAGCAACACAUGUCUUUGCCACUUGGGUGCAGAAACAAGCUGUAAACAUAACUCUGACAUAUUAUCGCUUUAAGUUCGUUAUUGGCAAAUACUUGCUUAUUUACACAUCCGGCAUACAUGCAGCGACGACAGCAUUCAUUUGGCAUUGGCUUUGUAUCCAUCUGUUGAAUGUAAGUCUAAUAUUAUCUCUGCUUUUAGCUCUGUUUUGGUCUCCACCAAAUAUCUAAAUGCUCCAUUAUAUUCAUCACCUAGUUGCUAACUUUGUCUGCAGCCUCAUGCUUGACAGGUAGCGUAUAAUUGGUUUCUGUAGUUUUAUUUUUUUUUCUUUUCCUGAAAAUAUGCUACGGACAAAAACAAUGAGUGAAAAGAGCUGAAAGAUGCUAAAUAGCUCUGUAAAGCUGAGGGAAUGUUUUCAUUGGUUGCUAAUUCUCUGUGGGUUCUUAACUACAAGCGACCCCUUUAAUACACAAGCUCCCAUGUGAACCACUGUUAGUAUAGACAUAUUGAUUAUAUCAGCUUUGAAGUCAAAGUACAGGUAAUAAAUAAUUGACCUCUGAUUAGAUGUGGAUGAUGCACCAAUGGCUAAGCCUCGUGGAAAUGCUAACAAUAAGUAAAAAUUGUUUAAUCUUGGUUAAAAUAACGGGAUGCUUAAAGCUUGCUGUCCAGCACUGUAGCAGAGGCGUAUUUAACUUCGAGUAAGGGCAGAAAGCUCCAGUAUCAUGAUUCACCUGUCCAGAAACUGACGGAAAAGAGGCACUCGUGGGAAAUUACAUUGUGAUGUGAAAACUAGUAUGUCAAAAGGUAAAGUAGAAAAGGGGCAGGAGGACUCUGCAGUGAGCCGCGGUUGUCAAAAAGUUGUCUUUUAUUCGUGGUCUUUUCUCCCAUUCAUUGUUUGAUGGGGGCACAACUGUGCCAGCAAAUCAAGCUUUCGACAGACUUCUAAAACUGGCCUCUUUAUCACCCCUGAAUGAAAACAUUUUUCCUGAAUGACAGUAUACGUCUGAAGUCUUUUGGUUUGAGACUUUAAACUGAUUUUACUGCUGUGUAUCAGAAAGGUGUGGUGGCCAAAGUCUUGCUUUAUGGUGCCCUACCUGGCACUUCAUAUGAGAUUUAGUGUUGAUUGGACCUUUCAGUCUUCAUUGACGUGCAGUUGGGUGUUAAGGGGAUGAACCUACAUGGCUUAAAAUAAAAAAUAAAAAAAAUUUAAAUGAUCUCAGAGUAAUUGGCGAUGACUUAAUUCGCUCCUGACGGUUUGUUGUGGGUGACGUGUACUGUCAAAAUGAAUGUGAGGAGGAUUUCCACAAGUAACAGCCAGUGACUUAAUGAUUAAUGACCACUUGUUUAUCCAUUUUCUGUUUGUUCUUUAACCUGUUGUGUUAUUGACAAGCAAAUGUCAUGUAUAUAGCUAACACAGCACCCUUACAGCCAGAGGUCAAUAUGGAUUAGUGGGUUUUUUUUUUGUUUGUUUUUUUUUUAAAUAACUCCCGUCUUACUCAAAAUUCAGGCAGUUCCUGUCGUGAGUAAAGUGAUGAAGGCUGAAGUUCAGGAGGGAAUUUAUGAAGUAAAUGUCUCCACAUAAGCACAUUGGACUUAAUAUGGAGUUAUGAUGGAGCAAACACAUCUCCUCCUUCCUCCCCGUAAGGGUUUCUGCUGUCAUAAUUGGCUUAUAUCGCACCGAAGCCUUUGAACUUUGGGGGGAAAACAGGAUGAAUUAUCGAGAGAAUAAUUAGAGCUUCAGAUAAAAGUCACUUCCUUUAAUUUACCAAAGGUGAUGGUUUAAAUAUGUGUUGCCCCAUCUUGUGGCCAAAGCUAAAAGACAUUAAAAGCACAUCACUUUGCAGCUGAGGAUUGUAACAUUUAGUUUCCUUUAGCAUAGUGGUCAGGUGGCUGUUUUCAUAACGGAAUUACUUAAAGAAUUGUUAAAUAUUUUUCAAUUGAAAUUGAAAACGCUGUUAAAAGUUACCCCAAAUACUUGCAAUUGAAUAACAAACUAAACAUGCGUGCACUUCUAGCCGUUGACCUCAGCCUUGAAGUUACAUUCUUGUAAUCGUGUUCUCCAAGGUAUAUGUGUCACUGGAAUUUUCUUUUCCUCUCUUUUGUCAUUUGGGACUGUGGAAUAAAACCAGUGCGAGAAGACUGAAGAUUGUAAUAUAAAUGUGCCAACAAAUAAACACCAGUAUUUCACAUUCA